Sporisorium graminicola is the source of this 486-nucleotide messenger RNA. RefSeq lists its product as uncharacterized. Gene Ontology annotation, cellular component: cytosolic small ribosomal subunit; ribosome. Bases 1 to 486 code for a protein of 161 amino acids. Gene Ontology annotation, molecular function: structural constituent of ribosome; RNA binding. Lineage: Eukaryota; Fungi; Basidiomycota; Ustilaginomycetes; Ustilaginales; Ustilaginaceae. Gene Ontology annotation, biological process: ribosomal small subunit assembly; translation. The record is from RefSeq and is a predicted model, not a curated record. The transcript is spliced from 3 exons.
AUGCCGAACGUUCGUGACGUCGACGCCUCUACUUUCAUUGACGCUUACGCGCAGCACCUCAAGCGAUCUGGCAAGAUCGAGGUGCCCGUCUGGGUCGACAUUGUCAAGACCGGCCACUUCAAGGAGCAGGCCCCUUACAACCCGGACUGGUUCUACGUCCGCGCUGCCGCCCUGGCCCGUCACAUCUACCUGCGCAAGGCUGUCGGUAUCGGCCACCUGCGAAAGUUCCACGGUGGUGCCUCCAACCGCGGCUUCCGCCCCUCGCACCACGCCGACGCUUCCGGAUCGGUUCAGCGCAAGGUUGUCCAGGGUCUCGAGGGUAUCGGUGUCGUCGAGAAGGACCCCAAGGGUGGUCGUCGCAUCUCGCAGGAUGGCAUGCGUGACCUUGACCGCAUCGCUGUCGCCUGCCUCGAGGCUCUGCGCGAGGAGGAGUCCGAGUCCGAGGAGGAUGAGGAGGAUGAGGAGGAGGAGGAAGAUGACGAGUAA